AUGUCGGAUGGUAUGGCAGCCGGUGAGAGGCGAUCAAAUCUCAGGUUGCUCAGGACGUCAUUGAUUCUGGACCAAGGCGACACACGCACGACUCGCCAUGGAGACUGUCUCAGACUGUGUACUUACAACGCGAGAACAGUGUCCACAGACGCUGACCUACAUGCCCUUCUCGGAGCUGCAGAGCGUAUCAAAUUUCACGUGAUUGCUCUGCAGGAGACCAAGUGCAGAAGGAGCGAUGUACCACAGAUGAAUGGCGGUACACUCGUCAUUCGUGAAGAGAAGGUUCCGUCGCGAAAUGUAGGCGGUGUUGGUUUUGUUGUGCAUCCAUCUGUCGUCCAUCUUGUUGAUUCUCACGAAACCCUGUCACCUCGUUUGGCCAUUCUCCGCCUCUGCCCUCUGCGCCAAAAACCCAUCAGUGUCAUCAACUGCUACUCACCAACAUCAGCAGCUGAUUAA
Molecule: messenger RNA, 456 nt
Organism: Necator americanus (New World hookworm)
Lineage: Eukaryota; Metazoa; Nematoda; Chromadorea; Rhabditida; Ancylostomatidae
Exons: 1
Coding region: 1-456 (151 amino acids)
Source: RefSeq, a predicted model, not a curated record